Clupea harengus (Atlantic herring) is the source of this 3025-nucleotide messenger RNA. It is a transcript of the gene pcsk7, whose product is annotated as proprotein convertase subtilisin/kexin type 7. The record is from RefSeq and is a predicted model, not a curated record. NCBI's taxonomy places the organism in Eukaryota, Metazoa, Chordata, Actinopteri, Clupeiformes, Clupeidae. Gene Ontology annotation, molecular function: serine-type endopeptidase activity. Gene Ontology annotation, cellular component: Golgi membrane; trans-Golgi network. Gene Ontology annotation, biological process: protein processing.
UGCGACAUAACACCGGAUAUGACGGUAUUGAUCACAGUUGCGGAAGUAUCUGUUUAAGUCGCUGACAUGACAAGUUCGAAGUCGGUGCAAGAAGCUGAUAUUUUAAUUCAGUGUAAUCUUCGAAGGGACACAUUGACAUAAAGGCUGCAGUUCUAAUGUGGAGAGGCAGCGUUGAAGUCCCGUGCUUAUCGCCAUGGCAUCAUCCCCAUCUUUCCCUCUCCUCCUCUUCCUCUCCCCUCUGAUCCUCCUGACCGUUCACCCACUGCACACCCCACCUCUGUCACCAGACAACCCCCAUUUCCGUUCCCCUCCCCCCUCCUGUGGCCCGGGACAGUCGUGGGCAGUGCGUCUGCACGCCCGUCUGGACGAUGAAGGGCACGACCUGGACGAGCUGGCGCACCUGGUGGCGGAGGAUGCCGGCCUGGAGAACCGUGGGCAGAUCGGCCAGCUGGCCGGACACUACCUGCUGUGUCAGGGGGCCGACGAGGGCCAGAGGGGUACCGGCGCGGGGAAGGCCCUGGCUGCCCAUCGGUACGUGGCAUGGCACUCACAGGAGCUAAUCCUCAGCAGGUCGAAGAGGAGUGUGGCGUUCAACGAUCCCAAGUAUCCCAAACAGUGGCAUCUGCACAAUGAGCUCAGAGCGGGCAUGGACAUCAAUGUGACAGGAGUCUGGGAGCGCAACAUCACAGGGGCAGGGGUCACGGUGGUUGUCGUUGACGACGGUGUCCAACACACUCUGGCAGAUAUUCAGCCCAACUAUAGCCCUGAAGGCAGCUAUGACUUGAACUCCAAUGACCCUGACCCCAUGCCCCACCCUGAUGCCCGGAGCGACAACCACCACGGCACUCGCUGUGCUGGUGAAAUCGCAGCCGUGUCCAACAACAGUUUCUGCGCUGUGGGCGUUGCUUAUGGCAGCAAAGUUGCAGGUAUCAGGGUGUUGGAUGGACCACUAACUGAUAGUAUGGAGGCUGUUGCUUUUAACAAACACUAUCAGGUCAAUGAUGUCUACAGUUGCAGCUGGGGACCCGAUGAUGAUGGGCGCACUGUUGAUGGACCUCAUCCUUUGGGCAAGGCAGCGCUGCAGCAUGGUGUGAUAGCCGGCAGGAGGGGUUUUGGCAGCAUUUUUGUUGUUGCCAGUGGCAACGGUGGCCAAUACAACGACAACUGCAACUACGACGGCUACGCUAAUUCCAUUUACACUGUUACCAUUGGAGCGGUGGAUGAGAACGGGAGGAUGCCCUUCUAUGCGGAGGAGUGCGCGUCCAUGCUGGCGGUCACCUUCAGCAGCGGAGGCAGAUCUCUGCGCAGCAUUGUGACGUCGGACUGGUCUCUGCAGGAGGGCACGGGGUGCACGGACGCCCACACGGGCACCUCGGCGGCGGCUCCGCUGGCGGCGGGCAUGAUCGCGCUGAUGCUGCAGGUGCGGCCCUGUCUCACCUGGAGGGAUGUUCAGCACAUCAUCGCCUACACGGCCACUCAGUACACUGAUGCGCGGGCUGACUGGGAGACUAAUGGUGCUGGGUUCCACCACAGCCAUCAGCACGGCUUUGGCCUUCUCAAUGCCUGGAGGCUGGUCAAUGCUGCCAAGGUGUGGGAUUCUGUUCCUUUUCUAGUGUCCUACCAAAGCCCAGUCCUGAGAGAGGAGAGGCAAAUCCUGGCCUACCCUGCCAACCUGGUGCUCAGCUGGAAUGUCACAGCGGCAGACCUGAAGCAGUCGGGCAUGAAAACCUUGGAGCAUGUGUCUAUGACCAUGACGAUGGCCCACCCUCGCCGCGGCACCGUGGAGAUCGUGCUGCUCUGCCCGAGUGGGAUGUCCUCCCUCAUCGGGGCCCGCCGAGCCCUGGAUCCCGAUGCCUCUGGCUACAUGGACUGGACCUUCUCCACUGUGCGCUGCUGGGGGGAGAGGGCCGAGGGCCAGUACACCCUGCAGAUCACUGACCACAGAGAGCCGAGCCUGUCGCUGGGCACCCUGAACCACUGGAAGCUCACGCUCUACGGCUCCUCCAUGUCAUUCCAGGAGGUGAAGGAGAGGCAGAGGCUUGUGGUGGAGGCCAUGGGUGGACAGUACCUGAACAGCAACUUCUCCCUGCCUUGCCCGCCUGGCCUGGACAUCGCCCCCGAAAAGGUGAACCCCCUCACCUCCAACAGCCUUAAGUCUCUGCUGCUGCUGGGCUGCUUCGCUCUCUUCUGGUCGCUGUACUACACGCUGGAGGUGGCCCUGGCCCACCUGGACCUGCGGGAGCUGUGGAGGGGCCGGCGGGGCCGCGCCCAGGACGGCUUUCAGGCCGUGCGGCUGGAGGAGGGCCCUGAGAUGGAGCUGCAACUGCAGCAGCAGCAGCGCGUGGCCGACACCGUCGCCAAGGCGCCUCUCAUCACGGCCGACUCAGCCACGUAACACCCAGGCCACCUCCGUUUACCAGCCCCCCCCGUCCCCCCCAACCAUCACCCAGCAGCCCACAGAUCACUCCAGCCCAGUGAGUGCAGUUUGUCUCUCUGCUGCAUUGACUGAGGGGAAGCCUACGCUUUCAGCAGCAUAGUAAGUUGCUGCUGUAUUGUGCUGGAGGCAAAAAAAAAGAAACAAUAGGAUUUUGGGCAUUGGACCCUAACACCUUUUGGGGUGGUUACUGGGUCUUUUUGGGGUGGUUACUGGGUCUUUUUGGGGUACUGAUGAACUGGGGGGUGCCAGUCAAUACCCAGUGCCACCCCAUGAGCAGGGUUGCUACGAGCAGACGUGGUUGUGUGACGUAUAAUGGUGCCCUCCUUCAGGGUCGUCAUGGAUGGUACUAGACUCUCUGUCACACCGUGGAGGGAAUGUGCAGUCGGACCUCAAGGUUGGCCGAGAUCCAGAUUACCUAAUGGACUCAAAAGAGGAGUUGCCCCCUGCCUUGGCCAACUGCUGAAGUGCACUAUGGUUGCUUCUAAAUGCUGCAUAUAUAUAUCCACACACAAAUAGUGUGGGCGUGAGUGUGUGUGUGAGCGAGAGUAUGUGUGUACGGGGGUGGAGGGGGUGAAGAGGCCUAGGGAG